Molecule: messenger RNA, 3611 nt
Organism: Thlaspi arvense
Lineage: Eukaryota; Viridiplantae; Streptophyta; Magnoliopsida; Brassicales; Brassicaceae
Source: the annotation of a GenBank genome assembly
CACAUAUAUAGUAGCUUAAUUAUGUAAUUCUUGUUUAUAUAUAUAUAUAUAUAGAAGGACAAAGCUUUAAACUCCAUUUUAAUUUGCUUGAACAAAAAGCAAAAUAAAAACAAGGAAUUCUCUCCGUGCCUCAGUUUCUCUGCAAAUUAUAGGAAAACAAUAAACCGACAUUUAUCCUCUGUUUCCCAGCUUUUUAUCUUUGGAGUUUGGUUUCUGGAGAAGACAAAAGUUUCUGUCUUUUUAAGAGCUCGAGUCUCGAGAUCCAUACCAUACUAUACUUAAGUGGAAAUAAUUAAGUGGUCUUCUCGAGAAACUUGACCUGGUUUUCGGGUUGGAUCCUCAAUUUGGUAAUGAUGGAUUUGGGGGUUAAGCAAGUAUUGAAGAGUCUCUGUUUCAGCCAUGGAUGGUCUUACGCUGUGUUUUGGCGCUAUGAUCCCAUUACUCCCAUGUUAUUGAGAUUUGAAGAAGCACAUAGUGAUGAACAAUCAGCAGCACUCGUUGGCGAAAUGAUUCUCCAGGCUCAUAUCUUAGGCCAAGGAAUCGUGGGAGAAGCUGCUUUAACCGGAAACCACCAAUGGCUGUUCUCAGACACAAUGUUUCAGUGCCAACACGAGUUUCAGAAUCAGUUUCUCUCUGGCUUUAAGACUAUCGCAGUCAUUCCGGUAGGAUCAAGCGGCGUUGUUCAGUUAGGAUCUACUCAAAAGAUUGUUGAGAAACCAGAGAUGUUGGGACAAACAACAAGAGCUCUGCAGGAGAAUCGCUUGAAACAACAAGAUCAAACGGUGGAUCUCGAUACUCUGUUCGAGUCUCUGGUACCACUGGGAGACCAAGAGAUUGUUGUCCCUGAAUCUUUUCAAGGACUCUGCUUUGAUGAAAUCUUCACAGACGACAAUCCUCCUUGUUUGGUCAGCACUGAGAUCAUCUCUGAUACCACCUGUGAAGCACCUCUAAUACCUUCUUCACACCAAGAUGAUCUAAGCCAUGGAGAUGAUUUUGGGUUCGACAUUCUCAGCUCUUACUCUUUGGACGAUCUGUACAAGCUGCUCGGUGAUUCGCCGGAGCAGAAAUGCUCAUCAGGUGAUCAUCAGGAGAACUCCGUGGUGAUCCAGGGAAAUGAUGACAAGGAUCUUUUCGACAUGUUGGGGAUCAGUUCAGGUGAUUCGUGGUCUGUUAGUCAGCAAGGAGUUGCCGCAAGGCCUAAAGGACUCUUCUCUGAGCUCAUAAGCAGCAGCCUUAGCAACAGCAACAGCAAUGUGCAAGAGUGUUACUCUGGUCUGAGUCAGAGCAAAAGACGGAAGCUUGAAACAUCAUCAGCGAAUAGCUCAAGCUUCUCAGUAACAACUCUUGUCAACGCUGAUGAAGACAGAUCAAGCGUGGCAGGGAAGUGGAAGAAGCCUCAUGAAGGAGUGAAGAAGAAAAGAGGAAAGGCAGGAGAAAGCAGGAGACCGAGGCCUAAGGACCGUCAGAUGAUACAAGACCAUAUCAAGGAGCUGCGAGGGAUGAUUCCAAAUGGAGCAAAGUGUAGCAUUGAUACGCUGCUUGAUCUGACGAUAAGACACAUGGUGUUCAUGCAAAGCAUAGCGAAGCACGCAGACACACUCAAGCAACCCUACGAGCCUAAGGAGAGAGAGAGAACAUGGGCGUUGGAAGUGGGGGACGACGAGGAGUCGGUGGUGUGUCCGAUCGUGGUGGAGGAACUGAAGGCGCGAGGGCAAAUGCAGAUAGAGAUGGUGUGCCAGGAAAGUGGUGGGUUUCUGGAGAUUGCACACGUGGUGAGAGGCUUGGGGUUGAACAUAUUGAAAGGAGUGAUGGAAACAAGGCAGGGAAGAGUAUGGGCUCACUUCAUCGUCGAGGCUAAGCCACACCUCACUAGGCUUCAGCUCUUUUGCUCUCUUAUUCUCGGUGAAUCUCUAGCUCGGGAUUAUCCUAUCUUAUUAUUAUACUGUCUCAAAGAGACAAGCUACACCUCAACGUCAUCGUAUCGGAGAUGGCCGCCAAACUUCGUUUCCGGACGAUGUUUCGAUCGGCAAUCGACUCCUACUGCUUCGCCCGCGAUGGAGGAGGCCGAUUUCGCCGAGAAAGAUCCCAGUGGUCGCUACAUCAGGUAUGAUGACCUUCUGGGGAGAGGCGCCUUCAAAACUGUAUACAAGGCAUUUGAUGAAGUCGAAGGGAUUGAAGUUGCUUGGAGCCUAAUGAGCAUCGAAGAUGUAUUGCACAUGCCUGGCCAACUUGAAAGGCUGUAUUCUGAAGUCCAUCUGCUCAAAUCCCUCAAACAUGAUAACAUCAUCAAACUCUUCUACUCUUGGGUUGAUGAUCGAAACAGCACCAUCAACAUGAUCACUGAGCUCUUCACCUCUGGCAGUCUCAGGGUAUACCGUAAGAAGCAUCCCAAAGUUGAUCCCAAGGCCAUCAAGAACUGGGCUAGGCAGAUUCUUAAAGGCUUGAACUAUCUGCACUCUCAGAACCCUCCCGUGAUUCAUCGGGACCUUAAGUGCGACAAUAUAUUCGUCAAUGGAAAUACCGGAGAGGUCAAAAUCGGAGAUCUUGGCCUCGCCGCUGUUAUGCAGCAACCCACUGCUACAAGUGUGAUAGGUACCCCUGAGUUCAUGGCGCCCGAGCUCUAUGAAGAAGAAUACGAUGAACUUGUGGACAUAUAUUCUUUUGGUAUGUGCAUGUUGGAGAUGGUUACAUGUGAAUAUCCAUAUAGCGAGUGCCGAAACCAGGCUCAAAUAUACAAGAAGGUUACCUCGGGUAUAAAACCUCAAUCUCUCAGCAAAGUCGAUGAUCCUCAAGUUAAGCAAUUCAUAGACAAGUGUCUCCUCCCUGCUCCUUCUAGACCAAAUGCUCUAGAGCUUUUGAAUGACCUGUUCCUUGCAACAGAUGGGGCCAAUGACUCCACUCUUGUUGCUUCAUCAAACACAACAUCUAAACCUGUAAAGCCACCACAGUCCGAACAUCUUCCUAUGGAUGUGGAUCAUAAGGGGAAUACAAGUGUUUCCAUCUGCUCCUCUGGUAAAAGCUGCCAAGAAUACCCAUGGCUUCAUACCAUUGAAGUCCAAAGGUUUGCUGAAGAAACCGAAUUCAGGUUGAGUGGAGAGAGGAAAGACGAUGUGACAGCGGCAAUGGCUCUGCGUAUCGCUGGCUCAUCAGGUCAGGCAAGAACAGUUGAUUUUGACUUCUAUCUGAAGUCAGACACGGCAACAGCAGUUACAGGGGAGAUGGUCCAAGUGCUUGAGCUGUCAAGCGAAGAGGUUAUUGUGAUAGCUGAGAUGAUAGAUGAGCUGAUAAUGAAGUUGAAGAAGGCUAACGGAAGCCCGCCUCAUGGAAACAGUUUAUAUCAUGAAGAAGCUGGAGAAUCAAUGAAGUCAGACAUAUCAGCAGACUACUACCACUACCACUAUCCGGUCUCGAACGAGCCUUUGAUGGCCUCGUUUCUGGAUUCGUGCUCAAUGUUACCAAACGAACACUCAGAGGAUCUGAAGGCGGAGCUGAACGUGAUCGAGUCACAAUACAAUCACUCGUUUCAACGACUCAUGAGGUUGCGAGAAGAAGCUAUAGAUAACGCAAAACGGAAGUGGAUGAGUUUGCCAAGUGCGCACAAGCAGCUUUGA